GCAACGGCAGCCAUAUUAUUUGUUGUGGUUUCCCAUCUUACCAUGAUUUUACACACGGAUGUUGGAUUUACUCUUAUAACAAGUUCCGGCUAAGGAGCGCACAUCAUAAAGCGAGAAGCUUGAUAAUGAACAAAAAUGGUACAAAAUUAUAUAAACCGGGACAGUUGAAUGGCUACACCUACUGCAUUCGACAAAUCUUCGAAGAGAACACCCUCGGAUACACUCACGGCAGCGGGAACGUCACCAAGCUCAACAACAAGUGUCACAACUUCUCCAGUGAAGACCAGAAUGGCCACCUGACGGGGCCCACGCACCCAGCCCGGCUGUACGCCCACCCGAGCGAGGCACCCAGCAGCGGCCGCAGGGAGCACCGGCGCCUGCGCAAAGAGAAAGCGGCCCUCGCGCUGCCCUCGGAGGGCAAGCUCAAGUUUGCCGACCGCCUGCGGGCUUUGCUGAAGCGCGAGAGCCACCUGAGUGGACAGUUGCCGGGGGGACUGCCCCAGGACCCUUAUGCCUUUUCGGAGGCCCCCGCCGCACCCCCCGCGGGGAGUGCCGUUCCCAAGGCGAGCCCCGUCGCGGCGGCCCCCCCUCCUCCCGAGCCCCACCGGGCGCUGGAGAAUGGCGCCGCAGGCUCCGAGUUUUUCCCGAACCACCGGCCGCACCCACAGCUCCAGGCCCAGCUUCAGCAGCCGCAGCAGCAUGUUCAGCAGCAUGUUCAGCAGCAGGUCCAUUUGCACGUCCAGCAGCACGGGCAGCAGUCUGCCUCGGUCAAGACGUUUGGCUCGGUUGAACAAAAGCCCAAGACUGCCCCCGUCGCUGCAAUCAACAGCGGUGCAUCGAUUAGUGGUGGCGGCGUGGCCGGUGCCCCAAAGUUGUCUAAGACAAUGAACCGGCUGCAGGCGAAGAUAGCGCAGAACAAGCUGCUGGACAAGCUGAAGAAGGCCCAGCAGGAUUCCUGUUGCUCUUCUAGUCAUAACCACCAGCAGCAGCAGCGGGUGGCGGCAGCCUCCUCCUCGUUUGUGCGGGACGUGGGACUGUGCGCGGUCAAACAGGAAGCUUCCACAGUUAGGGUGGCUGCGGCCAGGGAGCGCGUGCCGCGACCAAGGGUCAAGGGGUCGUCGACCUCCGCGACCGUCCUGGCGGCGACUCCGGCGGUGGCUGUGCCCCCCCUGGCGCUUGGCCCCUCGGCGGCGCUGCGCAAUUUGCGGCAGGUGUGGGCGCUGGAAAAAGCUGGUCUCGAGGCAGAGGACGGAGCGGCGGCUGGAGGACCUCACGGGGCGCUCGAUUUGGACAGCUCGGAUAGCGAACCAAGCGAUGACGACGAAAAUGUGUGGCAGAGGCCGCCUUCAUUUUGGAAUUGUGAUCUCGACUGCAGUGAUGCGUCGACGGUGAAGAGCGUGCGCUACCUGCGCAUCCACCGGCUGCGCACGGAGCUGCGCAAGCGCUACGAGCUGCUCUGCAAGCGGCAGGCGGCGGCCCGCCCCGCCCUGGAGCGGCAGGAGGUGCUAGUGCACCACCUGGCGCAGGCUGCGCGCCUCAGCCCCCGCCGGGCCGCGCAGGUGCUGCUCGAGGGGCCCCCUUCCUCCUCCUGCCAGGCCCAGCCCAGGGGGGGAAAGGCCGCCAGCCUGGACAAGCCCACCUGCUGCUACCAGCACGAGGGCGGGGUGUGCGCUCAGCCUGCUCUUCCGUACACAAGGCACUGUACAAAGCACAUAAUGUACAAUGUAGAUCAGCUCCUGUUUGAGCAUUGCACUGCCAAGUUUGCUGACAAUACGCAGUGCUGCGUUCCCGUGUUCGACAUGUGCCACGAGCUGCCCCUGUGUCCCGAACAUGCGAAGAAGAGGGACAACUACAACAAGAUGGCAUCCGAGCCCAAGCCCAAGAAGCCGAGGAAGAAGUCCAAGCCUCCCGCCCUGACGCGGCCUCCCAAGCGGGGCAAGAAGAAGAGCAAGCAGCGUAGCCCCGGGUACUCCCCCUGUCUGGGCCCCUCCCUGUGCCUGCAGCAGCCCUCCUCCCCGGCCUCCUCCUCCUCGUCCUGCUCCUGCUCCUCCCGGUCGCCCCCUUUCCUGGGAUCGUGCGAGGCCGCCCCCAUCCCCUCGUCCGUGGCAGACGUCGAGCCCCUGCUCCUCUCGGACCUGCUGCCACAGCCGCACGAGCGGCUGCACCUGCAGCAGCACGAGCGGCUUCAUGUGCAGCAGUCGCAGCCAAAGCCGCAGCUCCACCUCGUGCAGCAGCCGCACCUCCAGCUGCAGCCGCGGGCGGCGGGCCUGGGGCUCGUCGUCCGGGUCAAGACGAAGCCAAAGCCGGUGGCGACUGCAGCGGUGACGACGACGACGACCACCACCACAUUGACGACGCAGGUGCAUGUGGCGCCCCAUUCCUUGACGUCCCAUCUUCCAGUGGCUGCUCCUCUAGUGGCGUCUACUCCCGCGGCGGUGGCGGUGGUGGCGACGGGAGCGACGUCUCUGAGUGGCACAAGCUUGGGAGCGUCGCCCGGCGUGGAAAACUAUGGCUACGUGGCCCCGACAUCCGCCGGGAUGAACCCGGAAGUGGUGGCGAAGGAGCUCGUGGAACGCAUUGAGCCUGACCUGACCAGCGACCUCGAGAACCAGUUCUCCCCGG
Molecule: messenger RNA, 2622 nt
Organism: Ixodes scapularis (black-legged tick)
Lineage: Eukaryota; Metazoa; Arthropoda; Arachnida; Ixodida; Ixodidae
Product: INO80 complex subunit D
Cellular component (GO): nucleus
Source: RefSeq, a predicted model, not a curated record